Molecule: messenger RNA, 945 nt
Organism: Globicephala melas (long-finned pilot whale)
Lineage: Eukaryota; Metazoa; Chordata; Mammalia; Artiodactyla; Delphinidae
Product: putative dimethylaniline monooxygenase [N-oxide-forming] 6
Molecular function (GO): flavin adenine dinucleotide binding; N,N-dimethylaniline monooxygenase activity; NADP binding
Source: RefSeq, a predicted model, not a curated record
AUGUUCUCAGACAAGAAAAGUACAGAACCAUUAUGUGACACAACUCCAGAGAGUGGCGUUCUCAACAGUGCAGAACACAACAGUGUGCCAGUAUCAGUGAUAUGGGCUGUUGCAAAUAUUUUUUGGAAACGAGGUACUUUAGAGCAAGGGCUUUUUUUGUUGUUGUUUCUCCAUAGCACCCUGAGGAAAGAGCCUGUGUUCAAUGACGAACCACCAUCCCACAUGCUAUGUGGCACUGUGUCCAUCAAGCCCAGUGUGAAGGAGUUAGAGACCUCAGCCAUGUUUGAGGAUGGGACAAUGUUUGAGGGCAUUGACGUUGUCAUCUUUGCAACAGGUUAUGGGUAUGCCUACCCCUUCCUUGAUGACUCCAUCAUCAAAAGCAGAAACAAUGAGGUCACCUUGUUUAAAGGCAUCUUCCCCUUGCUGAUGGAGAAGCCAACCUUGGCUGUGAUUGACCUUGUCCGGUCCCUUGGGUCUGCCAUCCCUACAGCUGACCUGCAGACCCACUGGACAGUUAAAGUGUUUGCAAACUCAUGCACCCUGCCAACUACAAAUGAAAUGAUGGAUGAUAUUAGUGAGAAAAUGGGGAAGAAACUCAAAUGGUUUGGCCAGAGCCAGACUUUGUAGACAGAUUACAUCACAUACAUGGAUGAGUUGGGCUCCUUCAUAGGGGCCAAGCCUAACAUACCAUGGCUCUUCCUGACUGAUCCCCAGCUGGCCCUGGAGGUGCACUUUCGUCCUUGUAGCCCAUACCAGCUUCGACUGAUGGGACCAGGAAAGUGGGAUGGAGCCAGAAAUGCCAUCCUGACCCAAUGGGACAGGACAGUAAAGCCAACCAGAACAAGAGCUGUCAGUGAAUCUAAGAGACCCCAACCGUUUUACAAUUUGCUUAAAACACUUUUAUUCCCAGUGCUUCGUUUGGCUGUUUUACUUGCAUUUUAUUAA